UGAAAACGUUCCAAUGCUAAUAAGAGAAAACAACGGAAAAUCGAAAUGGGUAAAGAAUGAGAAGUUAGUUCGGGGAAAAGCCUUGCAUUUUCAUCGCAACCGACACAAAGCAGCAUGAUAACGUAGCAUUUUUCCCCUUUUGUUUAAACUCGAAAGAACGAAUAAGAAAAGUUUGGGCAGUUUGGGGUAGCUAAAGUAUGGCGCGAGAGUUUGGAGAAUCUGGAGGGGUCGAACGGUCUAAAGUAAAGAAGCGGAGCAAAAAGAAAAGCAAGAAAGAAUAUAAAACCAGGACAGUGUACUCAAACAUAUUAUACGAUCAUCCCAAAGGACACGAUAACCCGAACAGACACUACGCAGACAAUAAGAUUAAAACGACCAAAUAUACGCUGCUUUCUUUUCUACCGAAGAAUCUUUUCGAACAGUUCCACAGAUUUGCCAACGUGUAUUUUGUUUUCAUCGCUUUACUGAACUUUGUGCCUGUUGUCAAUGCUUUCCAGCCGGAACUAGCGUUGGCUCCGGUGGUUUUUAUACUGUCAGUUACCGCUAUCAAGGAUCUAUGGGAAGAUUACAGAAGACACCGGUCGGAUAAAGAAAUAAAUCACAUGGAUUGUCUGGUUUACAGCAGGAAUGAGAGGAGGUACAUAGAGAAGUACUGGAAAGAGGUCCAUGUGGGAGACUUCAUCCGCUUGCGGUGUAAUGAGAUCCUUCCUGCCGAUGUCCUGCUGCUGAGCUCGAGCGACCCGGAUCGCCUAUGCCACAUCGAGACCGCCACGCUGGACGGGGAGACCAACCUAAAGCAGAGGCAGGUGGUGCGCAGCUUCAUCGACCAGGAUUGCGACUUUGACCCCUCAAAAUACAACAGCAUCAUAGAAUGUGAAAAGCCAAAUAAUGACCUGAACAGGUUUCGUGGUUACAUAAUUCAUCAGAAUGGGAGAAGAGAGGGACUGUAUAAAGACAACCUGCUGCUCAGAGGCUGCACUGUCAGGAACACUGAAGAGGCUGUAGGAAUUGUCAUUUACGCAGGUCAUGAGACUAAAGCCAUGCUGAACAACAAUGGCCCGCGGUACAAGCGCAGCAAGCUGGAGAGGCAGAUGAACGUGGACGUGUUCUGGUGUGUCAUCAUCCUGCUCGUCAUGUGUCUGUUCUCAGCCAUUGGUCAUGGACUGUGGAUGUUCCAGUAUGGAGAUCAGAGGCCUGUCUUCGAUGUCCUGAGCCCAGAAGGAACUGACUUAUCACCAGCCCUGUCAGCGAUUUACCUCUUCCUUACCAUGAUUAUUGUCUUUCAGGUUUUGAUCCCCAUCUCCCUCUUUGUGUCAAUUGAAAUCGUUAAAAUCUGUCAAGUGUACUUCAUCCAUCAAGACACAGACCUUUACGACGAGGAGACCGACUCACAUCUACAGUGCCGUGCCCUCAACAUCACAGAGGACCUGGGCCAGAUGCAAUACAUUUUCUCAGACAAGACUGGAACCCUUACCGAAAACAAGAUGGUGUUCCGCCGUUGCACCGUGGCUGGGGUUGAAUAUUCUCAUGAUGCCAACGCGAGGAGGCUUGCCACAUACCAGGAGAUCGACUCCGAGGAGGAGGAGUGCACUUCCCAUGGGGACACCUUGCCACGUCGGGACAGCGUGACCAGCCACCAGAGCGGCAGGGUGGUGCUGCGCUCCCAGAGCACCAAGUCCCACCGCCGAACAGGCAGCCGAGCGGAGGCCAAGAGAGCAAGCAUACUGUCCAAGCACACAGCCUUCAGCAGCCCCAUGGAGAAAGACAUCACUCCUGACCCACAGCUUCUGGACAAGGUAAAUGACUGCAGCAGCCAGAUUGACUGCAUGCGGUAUGACAGCCAGCCCCUGAGUCAGCUGACCCCGGAGCUGUCUGACAUCAUCGACUUCUUCAUCGCGCUCACAAUCUGCAACACUGUGGUGGUCUCCUCCCCCAAUCAGCCCAGACAAAAGGUGCGGAUGAGGUUCGAGCUGAAGUCCCCCGUGAAGACCAUUGAGGACUUCAUUAAGCGCUUCACCCCCAGCCGGUUGACCUCCGGCUCCAACAGCAGCAGCUCCUCCAGCCUCGCCGCCAACCGCUCGGCCCAGAGGACCGGCUCCAGCGGGCUCCCCUCGCCCUGCGGCGAAAACACCCUCAUCAGGCUGAACGAGGAGCAGCACCCCACCCACCACGAGGGCCUGGAGAACGCCUUCAGCCCCGUGCCCCUGGAUAUGGAGGGGAAGACGUGCGAUGCCGAGGAGGGCGAGCUGCGGUAUGAGGCGGAGUCGCCCGACGAGGCCGCCCUGGUCUACGCCGCCAGGGCUUACAGGUGCUCUCUGGUGGGCCGUCUGCCAGACCAGGUGGCCGUGGAGCUGCCUCACCUGGGCAGGCUGCACUUUGAGCUCCUGCACACCUUGAGCUUUGACUCCACCAGGAAGCGCAUGUCGGUGGUGGUCAGGCACCCUUUGACGGACCAGAUCACCGUCUACACCAAAGGAGCCGACUCGGUCAUCAUGGACCUGAUCAGGCCUCCCUCCUCAGAUGACACCAAAGGUAAACGUCAGAGAAAAAUCCUGUAUAAAACACAGAAUUAUCUCAAUCUCUAUGCUGCAGAUGGCCUCAGGACACUUUGCAUUGCCAAAAAGAUUCUGAGUAAAGAAGAAUAUGCAGGCUGGCUGAAAAGCCACUUAGAGGCAGAAACUGCCAUUCAGGGAAGAGAAGAGCUGCUGUUUGAGUCUGCCUUAAGACUGGAAACAAACCUCCAUCUUUUAGGGGCCACUGGUAUUGAAGACAGGCUGCAGGACGGCGUGCCUGAAACCAUUGCAUCCCUGCGGAAAGCUGGGCUGCAGAUCUGGGUGCUGACUGGAGACAAGCAGGAGACAGCAAUCAACAUUGCUUACGCCUGCAGGCUACUGGAUCCUGAAGAGGAGAUCAUCACCCUCAAUGCAGAAACGCAGGAAGCGUGUGCUGUGCUGCUGGAAGAGAGUCUACACUACAUCCAGUCCAAAUUCCUCUGUAACUUCUCAGAGCACACUGCCAGGGCCUUCCGUGACGACUUUGCGGCCUUCGAGGUCCACCCCUCCUCCUCCUCCCCCGCCUCCACGCCCUCCGCCUCAUUGGUCCAUCGGCUAGGCCUGGUUAUUGAUGGGAGGACCUUGGCCUAUGCCCUGGACAAGAGCCUGGAGGACAAGUUCCUGGCGGUGGCACGUAGCUGCCGGUCUGUGCUGUGCUGCCGCUCGACACCCCUGCAGAAGAGCAUGGUGGUGAAGCUGGUGCGGAACAAGCUGAAGGUCAUGACCCUGGCCAUAGGUGAUGGGGCUAACGACGUCAGCAUGAUCCAGGUAGCCGAUGUGGGAGUCGGGAUCUCUGGACAGGAGGGCAUGCAGGCUGUGAUGGCCAGCGACUUCACCAUCCCACGGUUUCAGUACCUGCAGAAGCUUCUGCUGGUCCAUGGGCACUGGUGCUACUCCCGUCUGGCCAACAUGAUCCUCUAUUUCUUCUACAAGAAUGCUAUGUUUGUGGCCCUCAUCUUCUGGUAUCAGUUCUACUCUGGGUUCUCGGGAUCAGCCAUGAUUGACCAGUGGUAUCUUAUCUUCUUCAACCUGAUGUUCUCUGCAUUCCCUCAACUCAUCACUGGCACCCUGGACAAAGAUGUGUCGGCAGAGACCCUCCAAGACCUACCUCAACUCUAUAUGAAUGGGCAGAACUCAGAGGAAUACAAGCCAUACAUGUUCUGGAUGAAUAUGAUUGAUGCCUUCUACCAAAGCCUUGUCUGCUUCUUCAUUCCUUAUUUUGCCUAUGCAGACUCUGAUGUGGACUUGUUUACAUGGGGAACUCCCAUUACCACUCUGGCCCUCUUCACCAUCCUGCUGCAUCUGGGCAUUGAGACCAAAACAUGGACCUGGUUGAACUGGGCCUCGAUUGUCUUCAGUAUUACCCUGUUCUUCACUGUGGCUCUGUGUUAUAAUGCAUCCUGCCCCACCUGCUACUCGCCCUCCAACCCUUACUGGACCAUGCAGAGGCUGCUGGGAGAUCCACUGUUCUACCUGCUGUGUGUCAUCACUCCUGUGGUUGCCCUGCUGCCCAGAUAUUUCUACCGGGCGUGUCAGGGCUCUCUGUUCCCCAGUCCAGUUCAAGCAGGGCGGCAGCUGGACAAGCUCUCCCUAGAAUCCCGCAGGAGCAUCCUCAGCCAAGGGAACUUCAAAAUAGAGUCGCCGUUUGGUCCCAAGCUUCCCUCGUACUCUUUCUCCAGGCCCUUUCCAAAGGAUUACAAUCACAGGGCUGAAGAGUCCCACCCCUGCAAGAAGUGGGACAGUCCCAAAGGCCCAAAGCAAGUAAUAGACAGGGGACAGGUUUGCAGGCUGAGGUUGGACAAUCCGCCGCGGGCAACAGAAAAGAAGGAGGGGGGUCCCAACCAUAGUGCCCCUUCUGCCUCGGAGGCAAACACCCAGCCUGAAGAGCCUCCUGAGCCCGUGGAGGACAGCGUCCUACCCAACCCAGUCUUAAACCCUUCUGACUUGAGUCCUGUAAACUGGGUGACGUCUACCCCUCUUACCCAGCAAGACUGCGUGCCUUUGAUGGAAACACCUCCGAUUGGCCGCUCCCCUCCCAGCACCCCAAACAGACUGAACUGUGAGGAGGUGGAGGGGUGCAGACCACAGCUCUGCUCAGAAGCGGGCAGGCCAAACAGGGCCCACGCCUCAGACUCUACCAAAGAGGGCUCCCUAAAAACAACACUAUUGUGA
Molecule: messenger RNA, 4724 nt
Organism: Megalops cyprinoides (Indo-Pacific tarpon)
Lineage: Eukaryota; Metazoa; Chordata; Actinopteri; Elopiformes; Megalopidae
Gene: atp10a
Product: ATPase phospholipid transporting 10A
Exons: 21
Coding region: 198-4724 (1508 amino acids)
Biological process (GO): phospholipid translocation
Cellular component (GO): plasma membrane
Molecular function (GO): ATP hydrolysis activity; magnesium ion binding; ATP binding
Source: RefSeq, a predicted model, not a curated record